Messenger RNA from Brienomyrus brachyistius, 2635 nucleotides. It is a transcript of the gene septin2, whose product is annotated as septin 2. Gene Ontology annotation, molecular function: GTPase activity; GTP binding; molecular adaptor activity. Gene Ontology annotation, cellular component: septin complex; synaptic vesicle; microtubule cytoskeleton. The record is from RefSeq and is a predicted model, not a curated record. The transcript is spliced from 13 exons. The coding region runs from base 182 to 1303 and encodes 373 amino acids. Gene Ontology annotation, biological process: regulation of exocytosis; cytoskeleton-dependent cytokinesis; cilium assembly. NCBI's taxonomy places the organism in Eukaryota, Metazoa, Chordata, Actinopteri, Osteoglossiformes, Mormyridae.
UGUGGGUCCUCGGAGGAGGCUGCCGGUGCAUUGUGGGGCGUGCGCGAGUAGCUCCGGAAUCUCUGGAAUUCAACGGUUCGCUGGACCCUUCUGUACAGAUAUUUUAAUAAAAUAAGAGAGGAGAAAAAGCUUUAAUCCGGAACACCGUGGUCGCCUCUAUUUAAGGUUCCGAUUGCUCAAAAUGUCGCAGGCCGAAAAACUCAAGCAGGGUCAGUUCACCAAUCCAGAGACUCCAGGAUAUGUUGGCUUUGCCAAUCUGCCAAACCAAGUCCACCGCAAGUCUGUAAAAAAGGGCUUUGAGUUCACCCUCAUGGUAGUCGGGGAGUCUGGACUGGGCAAGUCAACUCUGAUAAACAGCCUGUUCCUCACGGAUCUCUACCCCGAAAGAGUAAUUCCAGGAGCAGCAGAGAAAAUAGAGCGAACGGUGCAGAUCGAGGCUUCCACGGUGGAGAUUGAGGAGCGGGGGGUCAAGCUGCGCCUGACCGUGGUGGACACCCCCGGAUACGGAGACGCCAUCAACAGCCAAGACUGUUUCAGCACCAUAAUUUCCUAUAUUGAUGACCAAUUUGAGCGCUACCUUCACGACGAGAGCGGCCUCAAUCGCCGACACAUUGUGGACAACCGUGUGCACUGCUGUUUCUAUUUCAUAUCCCCUCUGGGACAUGGCCUGAAGCCUCUGGACGUUCAGUUCAUGAAGGCGAUUCACAACAAGGUCAACGUGGUGCCUGUCAUCGCUAAAGCCGACACCCUCACGCUGAAAGAGCGCGAGAGGCUCAAGCGCAGGAUUUUAGACGAGAUCGACGAGCACGGCAUCAAGAUCUACCAUCUCCCCGAUGCCGAGUCCGAUGAAGAUGAGGAUUUCAAGGAACAGACGAGAGUUCUGAAGACCAGCAUCCCAUUCGCCGUGGUGGGAUCCAACCAGCAGAUAGAGGCCAAAGGCAAGAAGGUGCGGGGCCGGCUGUACCCCUGGGGCGUGGUGGAGGUGGAGAACCCCGAACACAACGAUUUCCUCAAGCUGCGCACCAUGUUAAUCACCCACAUGCAGGACCUCCAGGAAGUGACUCAGGACCUGCACUACGAGAACUUCCGCUCCGAGCGCCUCAAGCGAGGCGGCAGGUUGUCCUCACAUGGUUACAUUCUUCCUCUCUCGCCUGCGAAGGGUCCAGAGCCUGAGGAGAUGGACAAGGACAUAAUCCUCCAGGAGAAGGAGGCAGAGCUGCGGCGCAUGCAGGAGAUGAUCGCCAAGAUGCAAGCACAGAUGCAGAAGCAGGGAGAUGGAGACGGGGACGGUCAGCACAUGUGAAGGGCCCUGGUCCACUUCUGCUGCUUCGGGAGCCUGACGGUGGACCAGUUCAUGUGUUACUGGAGCAGCUUGCCACUAUGCCUCAUAUCCCACGCCUUUUAGAAACUUCGUCUUGUAUGAGCAAUACUGUCACAUGUUUUCCAUUUAAACUCUUUGUCUUAAUUUUAUUUAACUGAGCUGUGAUAUUAGGCUGUUCUAGUUACCAGUAAGAAAAGUAUCCGUGAAUAUGGGGCACAGUUUUUUUAAUGCAGUCAUUGUGUUUUAUUUUUUUUUCUUAUGCUGAGAAAGCCAAAUGCUGCUACUGUUCUGAAGUAGUGAGUUCCUGCUUGGUGUGUCUCUCCACUAUCCCCCCCCCCCCCCCCCAAAAAAAAAUAGCCUUAAAGUCGGGGGAUUCCCGUUUUAGGCCUCCGUCCACCUUGAUCGACAUUACCUUGCACUCUGCCACCCCUCCGCUGAGGUCUGCAGUGCAGGUCACCAGCAGCUUGCAAUGUGAAGGGGCAGCCAAUGAAGGCUGCCAAGCCUGUGAAUUUGCUCUUCUGCUGCGGAAUUCUAUGCUUAAUAUCAACAAUAUCUGUAGCAGGGAAUACAGGACCACUAGGCUAUUUUCAGCUUAUUUUUUUAUAUCACAGUUGAGAGAUUUUGAACUCAUAGUAUUAAAGCUCUGCAACUUAUUUUCUUUGUUUUGAACUAACUCGUAUCCUCGCGCCCUUGGCAUCCUAAGGUAUUUCCCGUGUUGUGAUUUUAAAGCUGUGUUUGCACGUCAUUAUUACAUAACACAUUCCUAAGCAAUGAAAUAAACUGUACCUUUGAGACGUGUUCAGGUUGCAGUGCGUUCAGCAGCGCUGUCAUUGAACUGUAUGCUGUCACCGUCGUUGCCACGGUUUUGCAGAUUUUCGGUGCACGGCGGCUCGUGCCAAAAUGCCAGUUAUAUUGUGACCUGUGAACUUUGAACCCCUCCGUCCUAGGGAGGAGAAAAGAAAAUCUUAUGAAUGAGUGCCCCCCCCCCCCCCCCGCCCCCCCCGGAAACCUUUACCCCACAUUCAGCUGUAGCCAGCGGCAGCAUUGGCUGCGUGUUUCGCUUCCUCCCGCUCCUGAUGCGAGUUUCUGGAUAAUGACUAAUUUCUCUAAGCAUGGAAGCUCAUGCCUCAGCCUGACCGUCAAACUGUAAUCAGGGUUGUGGGGUGCCAGUCUGCCACCACAGUCGUAUCCCAGUAUAUAACUGAGGCAAAUAUCUUUGUUUGUUCUGUUAUUCAAUCACUUUCAAUAACCAAAAAAGACAUGGAUUUUGUCUUGUAAUAAAAUUUCUAUUAAAUCCACACUCUGAUCUCUUAA